UAUGAACGAAUUUUCUGAAUAAAUGGAUAUUUCAAAACUUAGAAUAGAUUUAGGUCCAUAAUGGAAUGAAAUUGAAUUAGAAGUGUUUUUAAAGAGUAUGAUUGAAUGAAUAAGUUGAUUGUAGUCUUUAGAUAGUAAUAAUUGGCAGGAGUAGGAAGAAUGUAAGAGACUUUGAGACAGUUAGGAUAUCAACGAACAACAACAAAUUUAUUGUCUGUCUAUAAGAAAGUAAGAUUAAUUAUGGAUGAAGAAUAAAAACUUCUUAGAAUCAAAUCAAAAUUGUACCGCCCAUGAUUUGUAUUUAAUUUUACGAGAUCAUUAUGAAUAAAAUGAACCUUUCGAAAUACGAUCUAUUAAGAAGGUUAAGAAAAAUUAAAAUUGUACAUAAAAUUGUAUAAACACAAGAUCGUAAAUCUAUUCCUUAGAAAUUUGAUAUAAAUGACAAUGCAAAUGAUAUGAACUAUUAUUUUAGCUAAACUUAAUGUUUCAAUAAUUAAUGUGUUUAUGAUAAUAAAAACAUUAGUCAGAAUGUAAUUAUACAUAAUUUUAAAUUCAAGUUUUGUAAAUGGAUUUAACAUGAAUAUUUUUAUUCACAUUUAGAUUACACUUAUUUUAGUCUAAAUGAAUUUUAAUAAAUGUUAACUAAAGCUAGCAUUCCUUUAGGAUAGAAAUCUAUAGCUGAAUGGAGAAUAAUAAAAAUGGUAGAAUUUUUAUUUACAAUUCCUUAGGCUGUAGGGUAACCCAGAAGAUUUUCAUUUUAUUUUCUCUAACAAGAAAUGAGCAAGUUAGCAAAAUAUAGAUCAGUUAUAAGAAACUAUCUUUUUGAUUAGAACUAUCCUAUACAUAGGGAUAUUCGUAAUUUAGAUCUGAUACAUGAUAUUGUAAGAUUGGCUCCAUUUAAUAUUGGUUAAACAGUAUAUGCUGUUCAUCCAGUUUGUAAACAUGUUCAUAUUGGAUAAAUCUAAUCUACUAAUCUACCUACUAUCACUAUUAAAUUUUCAUAACCUGAAUUAGGAAUUCAUAAAAUAUCAGAUCAAAACAUUUAAUUGUAUUUUUGAAUCAUUUAUAAUCUUAAGAGAAGAAAAGUUUAUUAGCAAAUAAAUGAGUGAUGAUCGAUUUGAUAUGCAAUAGUAAUUAAGUUUCAAUACUCAAAAUGAAAAUAAAAAUACUAUGAUUUCCAGUAUUGUUUAAGAGUUGGAUCAUUAUGCUGCUGCAUUUAUGAUUCGCAUAUUAUAAAGGUAUUCAUAUUUUUUUAUAUAGAAAACAUGCCUUGGUAGGACAUUUGAAACAAUUAAGUUAAAAAUUAUAAAAUGAACCAAAUCUCAUAGAAGAUUAAGAAUUUAAAGAUCUUUAUCAAUGGUCAUUAUAGUAGAUAAGAAACUUUGAUUCAGCUUCAAAACAUGUUAUGACUAAAUUUAGAAUGAGAGGAUUGACACGCUAUUGUAAAAAACUAUUUUAUUUAUUUCAAGCCUUGUAAUAGGUGAACAAUAAUCUCGAUAAAGUUUUAAGCAUGCCUUUAGCCUAUAUGGAAAGAGAAUUAGACCAAAAUAAUGCAAAAUCUGAAGAAGUGAAGAAAAAUCAUGAAAUAAAAUAGAUCAUUCACAAACAAUAAGAUGUAUAUUAUUUUAUUCUAUUUCAAAGGAAAAAAUCAACUCUCAAUUAAAUUCAUUACUAACUUAAAAGUUUUCAUUUCUAGAUAAAGACAAUUGUAAAUAUUCAUCAUAUGAUUUCAUACACAUAGAAUUAAAACCAUUAGUUUCAUCCCUCUUUGGCCUAUUAUAUACAUUAAAUAGUAGUUAAGAUUUGAAUAUGAAUUCCAAUGCUCAUUGGCAAACAUUAAAAUAAAAUAUCCAAGAAUCCCACCCUUAAUAACUCCUAGAAAUAUAAGAAUCAAUUUUAAGAAUUGUAGGUAAUCAUAGUAAAUGA
This is a messenger RNA of Paramecium sonneborni, 1926 nucleotides long. NCBI's taxonomy places the organism in Eukaryota, Ciliophora, Oligohymenophorea, Peniculida, Parameciidae. The record is from the annotation of a GenBank genome assembly.